Messenger RNA from Ictidomys tridecemlineatus (thirteen-lined ground squirrel), 3230 nucleotides. RefSeq names its product grancalcin (gene Gca). NCBI's taxonomy places the organism in Eukaryota, Metazoa, Chordata, Mammalia, Rodentia, Sciuridae. Gene Ontology annotation, molecular function: calcium ion binding. The record is from RefSeq and is a predicted model, not a curated record.
GCGGGCUUGAACGCGCGAACGCGACCCGCGGGGAUUGGAUGGCUUUCGGCCUGAGCUGCACCUGCACUUCCCCGCUUUUCUCACCAGGGCCAACGCCAACUCAAGAGUGACUAUUGGGUGACACUUGAUCGGCUCUUCAUGGCCUACCCGGGAUAUGGAGGAGGGUUUGGAAAUUUUAGUGGUCAGAUGCCAGGAAUGCAAAUGCCAGGAACAGGUCCAAACAUGUUCCCUGGUGGUUACUCUGGGUACCCAGCAUAUUCAGACAAUUAUUCUUCAGCUGAUGAUGCUAUGUGGAAUUAUUUCACUGCUGUUGCUGGACAGGAUGGUGAAGUGGAUGCUGAGGAACUUCAGAAAUGUUUGACACAGUCUGGAAUCAGUGGAACUUAUUCUCCCUUCAGUUUGGAAACCUGCAGAAUUAUGAUUGCCAUGUUGGAUAGAGAUUACACAGGAAAAAUGGGGUUUAAUGAAUUCAAGGAGCUUUGGGCAGCUCUUAAUGCCUGGAAACAGAACUUCAUGACCAUUGAUCAAGACCGAAGUGGCACAGUAGAGCAUCAUGAGCUGAGUCAAGCCAUUGCUAUUAUGGGCUAUAGGCUGAGUCCUCAAACGUUAACUGCUAUUGUUAGACGUUAUAGUAAGAAUGGCAGAAUUUUCUUUGAUGAUUACGUUGCUUGCUGUGUGAAGCUUCGAGCAUUGACAGAUUUCUUUAGGAGAAGAGACCACUUGCAACAAGGGUGUGUGAACUUAAUUUAUGAUGACUUUUUGCAGGGGACCAUGGUAAUUUGAAUGCCUUGUAUUUGAAAGCAGAAGAAAUACUGUGAAUUUGUUUGCUUGGAAGAAGUGAACUGGACUAACUUAAAUUAAAACUUUGGGUACUUUUUCUGAUCCUACUUGUUUAAUUUUUUUCCUAACUAUGUGUUUUUACUUUAAUCCAUAGUUCAAAGCAAGAAAAGAUAAAGAUUGUUUUUUUUCCCAAAAGUUAUCAUUUUGCAAAUAUCUGCACACUGUUGUAGAAUAUUGGCACGAAUUAAUUGGUGUCAAAACUUCUUACCCUUAAUUUUUAACAGUGAAAACCUAGAGGAAUGUACUAAUGAAAUUAUGUAAGAUUAUGUAAAGAAGCCAAUGACUAAAGCUUAGAUAAAUUUAUACUUAUAUGAGAGAUACAGAUUACACUUUUGAAUUGUAUUUGUAGAGGUAGGUUUUUGAGGGUCAGCUAGAAGGGAAAGUCUGGAUUUUGUGCCAUCUUUGUUGUAGGAUUUGUUCUUUGAUCACAUAAUCAAAGAACAUAACCUUUUAAGUUUUUGCCUAUGAAAAAGAAAAUUGCAGUUACUACAAAUGUAUCCUAAUUUGAAUCUAUAGAAAAAAACUACAGUAGGCAUUGCUUUUCCUUUUUAAAAUUUUUUUGCACUGCAUAGUUUUCUUCAAUAUAUUAUACUGUAUACUGUGAAAUAAAAAGUUCUUUAAAAACCAGAUUUUCCUUCUGGCUUGUAUUUCAUUAGUGAAAACAUACAUAACCUGAAAUUUCAUUUUUCUCUAAGUCUAGAUUGGGGUAAUGACACAUUUUUGAGAAAUCGUCAACUUUUAAAUUUGUUGUUAAACUGAGUUGAUAUUAUUAUGUCAACUGUUUAUAAAGUUCUAAAUCAAGUAAGCUAUGCCUGUAUUUAGAUCUUACAAAGUUGUAAGUUUGGGUUAUUUGACUACAUUAGCAAGUGGCUUUAAUAUUAGUAAAUCAAUAACUAUUCUGAUUAUAUCUUUGUAAUAUGGGUUAUUGGGUAUAGGAGACACCACAACAACAUUUCUUGGUGGUUUUACUACAGAAAUUAUAAAGCAGAGUCACCAAUUUCUUAACAUUGAGAUCCCUGGCAUAAGCUGUCAUAAUUAAUGUAGUUUCUUUCUUGGCAAACAACCUAAGUCUUUCUUAAUGAAGAUUUAAUAAACCACAUGUUUUUCUCACACUUUAUCUGAACAUCUUCCAGCCUGAAGGUGACUAUAAAUCGAUAUAAUUUUAGUCUGGCUGGUAACCAAAUUAACAUACAGUUUUUCUAAAACUCCAUAUUUUGUAAAGGAUGGAAGAUGGGUGAUAGUCCAUCUUGGAAAAAAACCCUUUUAUAAAUGAAUUGAAAAUUACCUUUUACUUUUAAAAAUCAUAAAUUUUAAAAGAAAGGAAGAAAUAUAUAAUUAUUUGACAAUGACAGUUUUUUAUAAUUUGCUGUCAAAUUCACUUAGUUUAAUAAUAAUGGAUCAAAAAUAAUCUGUAUAGUUUUGUCCUCUGGCUGUUAUUUUAUUUUUCAUGGACAUAUAUUUAUUAAUGUGAGAGGAUAUUACCUGAGUCAUAACAAUACAUAAGUAUAAUUUUAAAAGUUGCAGGAAAAAGAAACCAGAUAGUGUGAUCAUUCAUGUUGUAUAAUGGUAAUGAUAUAACCCAGGAACUUGGAACCUUAACUUAUAGGUGAUACAUUAUCAAGUUAAUAUGCUGUUCUAUGUUUAGGUAGAGAAUUGUCAUUGCAUCCUGUAAGAUGGUCAGUUAUGAUAGUCUUCCUAACUUGGAGGCUCACAGUUGGGGUAAAACUUUAAAUUUAACAUACACUAUUGUUCAUAAAAGUUUCUGCCAAAUGACCCUUGUAUUAGAACUCUUCACACAAUUCCCUAACUCAUUCUUUUUUAAAGAUGCUUCUAUGCAUUUUGGUGUUGAGAGAUGUGAAGUUUCCAUGGCCAAACAUAAUUGGAAAUUCUCAUCUUCAGGGAGUUUAAUAACAUACAUUAGCAUAUGAAAAUAUGCAUAGGUACAUAUGGUUAUGUCAAAUUAUCAUGGUUUGACUCAGGUUAUUCCAAAAUGUUGACCACAGAACCCUUUUUCCUAGCAAAACCUAUAUUCCCUUCUGAUCUAGCUUCAUCAUCAGGCAAUGCUUUUAUAUUAUAAUCAAAUUAACAAUCUUAUAAACACAUUAGGCAGUAUCUUUUAUCAGGAUUUUUGUAUAGAAAUGCAUUUCACUUUUUUGAUGCUGUUAACAUAAUUAAUGUGAACAGAUAUCUUUUUUGUUUUGUGAUGGACACAAUUGCAAUGUAAAUAGUGUGUGAUAGUUUGUAUUGGUUAACUUAUACCCCAAUUGUGAUGAUGUAAAGUACUGAAUAAUGUACACUCUUAAUGUAUAAGUGCUUUUAUUUAUACAGUAAACAUGUUUCCAUGUCAUUUUGAGAAUUUUUUAAUAAACAUUCAAAUAGCUUGCUGUAAA